AUGAUCUUAGCCACAGGAUCCCCAUGUAUGGUUUAUACGCAGUUGAUAAUGAAGAAAAAAUGGAUGAUUCCUAAGGUCGACCGAUCAACGAACACAUUCCUCCGUGGAAUAAUGUAUUAUGAGAGACCACGUGACUGGAAUAAGAGGCUUGUGACACAAAGUACAACCAACGGGACAUUUGGAAGGCUUCCGCGCGUCGCCGCCGCCGCCCGCGGCCCCGCCAGGCGACGCGGCGGCGGCGGCGACGCUGUGGUGCGCCUGGUCGUCAUGAGCUCGGAGCUGCCGGCGCUCGAGGACGACUCGUUCGGCAACGUGAGCUUCACGCACGCGCACGUCAAGUACAACCACGCGCUGGCCCGCGUGUCGCCGCACGCGCUGCGCUCGUCGCUCGCCACGCUGCGGGUGCUGGACCUGCGCAACAACAACCUGACGGCGUUCCCGCUGGCGGAGCAGCUGGGCGCCUUCCGCCGGCUGCAGUACCUCUCCGUGGACGACAACGGCGUGGAGGUCGUGCCCGAGGGCGUGUCCGGCCUCGAGCAGCUGCUCCACCUCAGCCUCGCCAACAACCGCGUGGAAUCCCUCCACCCGCGCGCCCUCACCAGCCUCCCGUCCCUGCUCCACCUCGACCUCCACUCCAACCGCCUCCUCGCCCUGCCGCCGCAGCUGUCGGCCCUGCCCGCCCUGCGCUCGCUCCUGCUGUGGGACAACGCCUUCGCCACGCUGCCCGCAGGAUUUCUUGGAGGACUCCACAAUCUGGAGUUCCUCGACCUGAGCUACACAGGCGUGAAGGAGAUCCAGCCUACGGCCCUUGCCACACCUACCUCCGUCCCCUGGUUUGUCAACCUCAAGAGUACGCCCAUUACCGAACUCACAACUUCAGCUUUUAUCAAUGGCACUCCACCCUACUGGCUGGACUUGCGCGAGACCGGCCUUCGUAGCCUAGACCAGUCGUUCCAGGCCAUCCUACAGCACAUGGCCAGCAAGAACAUUGUGCAUAUAGACUGGGGGAAGCCUCAGCUAUGGCUAGAAAAUGAGGACCUGGCAUGCGACUGCAGCAUAAAGUGGCUUGUCACUAAUGCCACGCUCCUGAAACACGUGUCUGGCCGCUGCAACGACAAGAACAUCAACCUGCGUUUCCUCGACCCUGACUACUUCAACAUUUUCUGUUUUUAAGGCGACUAUAUUCCUCAACCGUGGACUGUAAGAACCUAGAGGAUUUUUUUAUUUCAUUUCAGAGUCUGUCUUGACCACACAUGGAUUUAAAUGGGUUAUUUAGAAUUAUCUACUAUAAUGAUGUCAUUAGUUAGGUGCAAUGGAGAAUUGGUGACGCAGAUGUGAUCUUGAACCAGUGGGCUCCAUAGUACGGAUGCCACUUUGCAAUACAAUUUGUUGGAAAAAUGAAAACAAACACACACACACACACACACACACACACAUAUAUAUAUAUAUAGAUAGAUAGAUAAUUACAAACCCAUCAACAUACAGCAUGUUUUGGCCACAUAACUUUCUAAAUUUCAUAGUACACUAACAUAGCCCCAAUUACACUUUACCUUUCCUCAACUGGUAUCACAAUUAUUAGGUCCUAAAAUGAUAUUUCUCCAAAUAUCUGACAACAACAAAGAUCUCAAUAAUCAAGGAACUUGCCUGUUUGACUGAUGCUACUGCUUAAUAAAGAGAGAAAUAAAAACAAAAAAAAUAAACAGAUUGUUGCAAUGCAGUUAAAUUACUCUUCAAAAAAGCACAAGUGAAAAGAAUGACAACUUUUAAGGGCAAAUGUAUUUCAAGACUAUUAAGUACUUAGCUGGCAUAUUUUCAGACCUAGACUUACAAUAUAGCAAAUUUCUAGGCUCAUAAAACCUAGCUGGCAAGUUUUGGGGUCUAGAAUGUAAGCCGGCCAAUUUCAGGACCAAGAAUUUCUAGCUGGCCAAUUUUUAUAACAUGGCAAAUUUCAAGGCCUAGACUAUCAAGCUGGCAAAGUCCAAGGCCUAGAAUAUCAAGCUGGCAACUUUCUAAGCCUAGAAUUUCAAGCUGGCACAUUUCUAGGCCUGGAACCUUACUGCUGGCAAAUUUCUGGGUAUAGAAGUUCAGCAAAUUUUGCAGCCUGGCACUUGCCCAUUUUUUCACCCAAGCAUACAAGUGAUAACUUCAAUGAUCUCAUCAAUACUCAAGGUGCCUCAUGUAUUUAACUUUUUGCUUUUGCUUUGGCAAUCUAUGUAGAGGUUAAGAGAUAAGGGGAAAUUAACUAAUUAUAUGCAAUGUGAAUAAAUUUUUCUCACUUUCUGGUUGA
Molecule: messenger RNA, 2287 nt
Organism: Penaeus monodon (black tiger shrimp)
Lineage: Eukaryota; Metazoa; Arthropoda; Malacostraca; Decapoda; Penaeidae
Product: leucine-rich repeat-containing G-protein coupled receptor 4-like
Exons: 6
Coding region: 1-1173 (390 amino acids)
Molecular function (GO): protein binding
Source: RefSeq, a predicted model, not a curated record